Folsomia candida is the source of this 2880-nucleotide messenger RNA. RefSeq lists its product as uncharacterized. The record is from RefSeq and is a predicted model, not a curated record. Bases 93 to 791 code for a protein of 232 amino acids. The transcript has 6 exons. Lineage: Eukaryota; Metazoa; Arthropoda; Collembola; Entomobryomorpha; Isotomidae.
CUCCAAGGAUUCUCUUUGCUAGAGAAAUCUACAUAAAUCUGCAUAAAUCUACAUUUUCGAAAAAUUUCAAAAUUUAACAAGGUUACGCAGAAAUGGCCAAACGAUGUCCUUCCGCCGAAUUGGGGAGCGCGUCCCCGGCCCAACUGCCAAAUCCGACCACGGUUCAGGAUGAAAUCGCCCAACCCUCUUCUACUUCCGACUUUUGGGCGUCAUCCCCAACCCAACUGCCAACUCCAACCACGCCCUCGGAUCAGGCCCAACCAGGUCCUUCCUCCGCAGGGACGUCGUCUUUCCCCCUGGCCACGCCCUCGGUUACGGAGAACCCCAGCCCGGAGAGGAUUAUGACGUCGUUGAAAAUUCUGAGCACGGCGAUGUCAUGGCGACAACAACAACAACGAAAAUAUUCAGAGAAAAAUAGCAGUCCGCAGAGUUUGUCGGUGCCCUGUCCCAAUUGUCACCAGCAGGUCGUGAUCGACCCUAAAAUUCUGGAUGAGGCGAAAAACCCUCGGAAGCCCACCACCUUAGAAAACAGAAAGAAGGAAAUCGCGUUGCGCUCCCAGGGCAAAGAAUUGCCCGCGUGGCUGCAAGCUUAUCGCUCCGGGCAGACGAUGGACGCGGCCAAGCUGCUUCAUCUGCAAUAUUUUGGGCGCAGCGAGAAUAGCGCUUCCGAGCGCCUAAAGCCCAGCAUCGAGGUUCCCGAGGCCCCCACGUCGUCGUCGGAACAGGGACCCCCGUCAACCGUCGGGCCCGAGAAAAACACGCCGACUCAAGUGUUGGCACUUCCGUUGUAGACAAACAUUUCCAGCUUAUAAUAUAGAAGAUAAAUUUUUUCAUGGACAUAAAACUUAUACUCGAUGUAUGAAUGUACGUAUGUAAAUUUAAUUCACACUGAUACUGAUACUAACAAUUAAUUUAGCUUUAACAAAUUAUAAUAAGCCAUCGAUUAAUUUGCAUAUUAAUAUCUCCACCCAAAACUAUAAACCAGCUCCAAUUUACAAAAUGUAAUGAUUUUUAACGCCAUAUCAAAACACAAAAUGCAUCCACAAAAAUGUUCUUAAACCAAAAUUUAUUACCUUUCUCAAUUAAUUAAUUACAUAAUUUUACUUUUAACAAAACACAAAAUGCACCCACAAAAAAUUCUCUUUAAACCAAAAUUUAUUAAAUUUUCAAUCAGUUACUUUCAUAAUUUUACAUGAAACAAAGCACAAAAUGCAUCCGCAAAAAAUUCUCUUUAAACCAAAAUUUAUUAACUUUUUAAAUCAAUUAACUUCAUAAUUUUACUUUUAACAAAACACAAAAUGCACCCGCAAAAAAUUCUCUUUAAACCAAAAUUUAUUAAAUUUUCAAUCAGUUACUUUCAUAAUUUUACAUGAAACAAAGCACAAAAUGCAUCCGCAAAAAAUUCUCUUUAAACCAAAAUUUAUUAACUUUUUAAAUCAAUUAACUUCAUAAUUUUACUUUUAACAAAACACAAAAUACAUCCGCAAAAAAUUCUCUUCAAACCAAAAUUUAUUAACAAAUUAAUUUCACAAUUUUAUUAACGUCUCCUCCUUCUUGCUAAUUCCUUAUCCUUAAUCACCUUCCGUACCACAAGCCCCGUUCCAACGCCGGCCGCCACCAGCACCGCGGCAGCAAACCCCACCGGCCCCACAAUAGCGAACCCCCCAAGCCCCGGUCGACUGCAGGGACGCGAAUAACGACUCCGCCGCCACAUUUCCGAUUCCCGACUGAAUCCCCGCCGCAAUUCCCGCGCUCGUAAAUCCCGCCGAGCUCAGGGCCGCCGUCGCCACGGUGGGGACCACCACGCCCGCCGCCACGCCAGCCCGGUCGUAAUUACGGCGAUUUCUGCGAUACCAUGCUCUGACGAGGGUUCAAGUUCUGGGGACGUGAAUUUUCCGUGGGUUCGAUUUUUGCAAUUGUCCCGAGAAACGGGGAAAAAGAAAAUCCGGGUAAAUUGGGGCCGAAAAAGGUCCCCCAACGGAGAGCUUACGUUACGAGUGUUCUCCCUAAAAAAUUCGUAAAGUUUGCUCCGAAACGGGGAAUUCUGGAAAGUUUUGAAUAUUUUUGGGAAUUUUCCAGUAUUUUAGAGAAAGUUUCGAAUAGUUUUGGAAAUUUUCCAACAUAUUAGAGGAAGUUUCGAAUACAGUAGUUCUAGGAAUUUUCCAAAAUUUUAGAGAAAGCUUUGAAUAUUUCUGGGAAUUUUCCAAUAUUCCCAGAAACAUUCUAAAAAAAUUUCUACAGUGCGUUUUAAAGUUCUUUUCCGGUUAAUAAGCCUCUUGUCUCGGUUUUCGCCCCUUUUUCUACGGCAACCGCAGUUUGCACUAUAAAUCGAACCUUCGGAAUUUUCCUCUUCCUCCGAGUCUUCGGCGCAUCUUUGUGACACAUUUUUUUCCUGCAAGUUUAACUUAUCAGAUAAUUAAAACCAGUGGCCGCGGAAGGAAGUGUAUGGACAGAGGGACAAUGUCCCCACAUUUACUCGAUGUCCCCAUUAUCUCCCCAUCUCAUACAAACCCAGCCCUCCCCUAUCCUACAAUCGCAAUGUCCCCACAUGUCCCCACGGCUACUGAUUAAAUAGACAUGCUAAGAUGCAGGGUGGUUUAUAUGUCAGGUUACAAUGGAAAAAAUUCCUAAACUUCACGGAUUUGGGAUUGAGAUUUUUACUAAUUUUUAUCAAACCUUAUGGAACACUGAUUACAAAAUUCUUAAAAUAUUGAACUUCAGAGGCAAAAUUUCGGUAACUAAUGGAGACUUGCGAUCAUUGUAACCCGACAUUUAAACCACCCUGUAUUAACCUAUUUAUUUGUGAUAAUCAUACCUUUUUGAUGUUAGAACUCCUAUUCUCCAUCCUGCUCCUGCUGCUUUUGCUUUAUUCCCUUGAAU